UGUUGUUAUGGAACCCAGUAGAUUAGAAUGUAACAUUCAGAAUCUGGAUGAUUGUCCCAUUUUUUUCCUGACAAGGUUGUAAGUUCUGAUCAUCGUCUACUGGAUUAUGUGUCUGAAUGCCGCAAGUUCGUUGCGCUGUUGCAGUAAAAUUGGGUAACACUUUUCACAGAGGGACACGCACACACACACAGAUUACAAUGAGGAAUCGGAAUUUAAUUCAUCAUCGGGGAUUAAAUUGUAUCGAGUAUUAACAAAAUAUUUGGGAUGUGAAAGGCGCUGAAAAUGUGGGUCUCUGGAUUCUCAUGGUGGAUGCCCAUUAUCUGCCUGGCAGGUGUAUCCGUUGGUGUUCAAGUGACCAUUUCAGAACAGAAGAAGAUAGCUAUGUUGUUCCAGCCUGUUGUCCUACAUUGCCAGUAUUCUACUACAUCUGCCCAACAACCAGUGGUACAGUGGCGCUUUAAAUCAUACUGCAAGGACCGUACUAGAGAUGCCUUCAGCAUUCACAGCACAGCUGCACACGUCAUCAGCCAGAAAGAACAGAGUCCUACGUGGGACCCAUAUCUAGACUGUGCAGACAACAGUCGUACUGUCCGAAUUGUGGCUUCCCGUCAGGGUUCUGCAGUCACCUUAGGAGAGUACUACAAAGGACGAGAAAUCACCAUUAUCAAUAAUGCAGAUCUCCAGAUUGGGAGGUUACAUUGGGGAGAUAGUGGGGCUUAUUACUGCUCUGUUAUCACUCCAGAUGACAUUGUGGGUAACAACGAACAAAGAAUGGAACUUCUUGUGUUGGGUAGGAGUGAAGUGGUUGCAGAUCUCUUGCCCAGUUUUGAUGUAGAGAUUAUGCCAGAAUGGGCAUUUGUUGCUUUAGUGCUCUCAGGAUCUCUAAUAUUCCUCAUCUUACUUGGUGUAUGCUGGUGCCAGUGCUGUCCUCACACAUGCUGUUGUUACGUCCGCUGCCCAUGUUGUCCAGAGUCUUGCUGUUGCCCUCGAGCCUUAUAUGCAGCUGGGAAAGCAGUAAAAGCUGGACAUCUUCCUAAUGUUGCAGCCUAUCCACCGUAUUACAUCCCCAGGGUACCCAUAUCACCAAGUGUAAUUGAUUCAAAACCUCUGUCUUCGACUGCACAUGUGGACAAUGAUAUGGGAGGAUCUGUACGAAGUGGCUACAGGAUUCAAGCCAACAAAGAGCAAGACUCCAUGAAGGUCCUUUAUUAUGUGGAAAAGGAAUUGGCACAAUUUGACCCCUCUCGGAGAAAAUAUGAACAAUCCAGUAACAUGUCGGAGCUCAGUUCACUUCACGAUCAGGACACUGAUUUCCGCCAGACCUUUCCUCAGGGUCGAAAACAAGUGCUCCCUGCAAUUACUGCCCAGGACGAUGACUCAGCAUUCAGGGGUCAGCUGACAAGAGGGUCGGGACAUUUCAAGAACAAAGAAAGAAGAGACAACGAAUGUUGCAGUAGCAGGUCACGGUCUCGAUCUCGAUCUUGUGAAAGACAAAGAAUUGAAUUCCAUGACAAAGACCAAACAAGGUCACUGGAUGAACUAGAACAAUUUGCAGAAUCAUACCAUUACAAGGGGAGGAGGGGUAAUUCCCUAGAGCCUGAACGGUGGGAGAGAAAAAGUACAGACAGAGGGGAGUAUUAUAGAGCACUCAGAGACCGGUACCACUAUCAAGAUAGCUCUUUGGAUGAUUACUAUAACAAAAGGAGUCGAAGCAGGAAUGAGCUUUAUGAUACUGAUCAGGCACAUAUUUAUAAUAGUCAAAGGAAGAGAGACAGGCAGGAAGAAUAUCCACUAAGGUGCACAAAUGAGGGCGUCAGAGCUUAUGAUGAUGCUUUUAUGAGCAAUGUUUUGGAGAGAAAAGCCAAAUGCAAAUCUUACAACGAGAGCUAUGGCAGUGAAACCCCUUCCAAAACCAGCAUCAAGCGAGGGAAUGACCAUUACUAUGGGAAACCUCCAAGCUACAGGGCAGAAGAGGAAGAGACACUGCCUCCAUAUACUGAAAUGCACUUGCAGAGGCUUAGGCCAGAAGAACUGGCAGGAAGGGCUUACUACCAGAAAAUGGAAUGCACUCAUGAGAGGAAAGAACAACCAAGGCAGAAGAAAGCUAAUCAUUUCCCAGCCAGAGAUGCUCUUGUGGUGUGAAACUAAAAAAGAAUUAAGGGAAGAUUCUGUUUCCAAGAUGGUACUGCUUGACAAAUGAGAAAUGCCAAGGAUUUCGGAAUGUUGGGGACAACAUCUGUUCUACAUGGGAACUCUACAACACUUGAUAAAAUGGAUUGCAAAACACUCGGAACUGAUUACAACAGUUCCAUAUUUUGAAGUAUUAUGAGUCUCUGGGAAAUUUGUCAGAUUGGUUUACAUGUACAGUAUUAAUAUGGUGGUUUUAGUACCUGCCAUAAUUUAUGUGAUGGUUGAUGACAUUCUAGAACUUAGGAACAAUUUUUUUGUGUUGGUUUACCAAUUCAAUACAGCGGAGUGUGAACAUUACCUUACCCAUUUGGUCCAGACACUAGCUGUCAUUAUAAAAUCUCAAAUGAACCAUAGAAUCAUGGAGUUUUGUAGUACAGAAAAAAAAAGUCAUGCAGGUAAUCAUCAUCUAUGCUUUUCCUCUGAAGGAACUAUUUACAUAGUUAUCUUCCCAAGUUCUUUGAACUAUUUUCUUGUUUCAAAUAUUUAUGCAUCAUCGCUUUAAACACCACAAUGGAACCAGUUUUGCAACAGUAUCUGCUGUAGAAUCCCACAUCUUAACCACCGCAUACAAAUAAUUCCCUUAACUCCUAGUUUUAUUGGUGAUAAAAUUAAAUUUAUGCCCUGCUCAUUUACUGUUUACUUUAUUAACUCCCCUCAACUUGAACAUUUCUGUUAAAUUCCGUCUCCAUUACAAUCCUUCCUUCAACUCUUUGAGGGUGGCAUGGUGGCUCAGUGGUUAGCACUGCUGCGUCAGGGUCCCAGAUUCGAUUCCAGCCUUGG
Messenger RNA from Chiloscyllium plagiosum (whitespotted bambooshark), 2970 nucleotides. RefSeq names its product immunoglobulin like domain containing receptor 2a (gene ildr2a). The record is from RefSeq and is a predicted model, not a curated record. NCBI's taxonomy places the organism in Eukaryota, Metazoa, Chordata, Chondrichthyes, Orectolobiformes, Hemiscylliidae. Gene Ontology annotation, biological process: pancreas development. Gene Ontology annotation, cellular component: membrane.